AUGAACUAUAAAUUCGAUACCAGUGAUUUGACCCGGCGUCUGAAGCGAACGUUUGAUGGAAAUCUUUCCUACCGUAAGCUGUUCUUGCUGCUGUUUGUGGUUGCUGUUUUGCUGCUGUACAUAGGACCGUCAUUUCUGCGAUGGUUGUUCGGUCAAACGGAACCAACGAGAGAUCAACCGAUGCGAUGUAUGGAUGAUCGAUUGACACCGUUUUAUCUGCAAAACCUCGAGUAUAACGUCAACAUUCGCCAUCAACCGGCAUACCCUCACGAACAUGACGCAAUCCCGUACGUUGGCAAUGGUUGGUUUGGGCUGGAAAUACACACCGACGCUCAUCUGAACAUUUUUCAUGGUCGAGCACUUUUGCAACCCAUCAACUUCCAUCCGAUCGUUAGUGUGGCCAGCCCGGGCCAGCCGGCUAGAGAAGCGACCGUCGUCGAAUACCUUACUGGCAUUGUGCACAGGUUUCAGUGUUUCCCGGAUGGUUAUCAUGUAUCUUAUCAGUACUAUGCCCAUCGUACGAUGCCGUCCGUAUUGGUGCAAGAAAUUCAGCUAACAAACACCAAGAAUCAGCUAACGGACAUAGAGCUGAUCGUACCGCGUAUUUCGGAUUGGCCAUCUGCUAUCGUAAAAAACGUGCGGCUUCAGCAUGGUUCCGCCAUUUUGGAGUAUCAGGUCGUUACAGGAAUGGUUAAUGUAUUACCAAUUGCGGGAAAUACGGAAGAAAACAAGGUGCGUGUGGUGUCGAUUGUCGCUCGUAAGUUACCCCGUGUAAUUACGCUAAAAAAACGUGGCACCACAAAACUGGAGCUGUUGCUCACUGUGAAUUAUUCGGAACCGUUACCACGUGACAAAUACGCUGCUCACAAAGAAAGUAUCGAAAAACAAGCAAUCGAUGUCAUGAACAGGGCACUGCUGGCGGCGGAACACGGCGAGCAUAACGCGUAUCACAACUUCAAACGGGAUCACAUUCUCGUUUGGAACAAUUUGUGGGACACGGGAUUUCACAUCAGCACUUCAAAGGCUGAGAAUACCCUAAACGGUAACAACAUCAAUGCAACCAUGUAUGCGGUCAUAUCGCAUACCAGGGCUUACGAGUUUGAGCAGUCGGUGACAGUGGGCAGAAAAGAAGACAUUGCUCGUUCACUCACGUAUGCGGAAGGAUGCUACGACAGUUAUCAUACGCUCCAGGCGGAGAAUUUGUGGAGACCGAUGACAACGUUCGAGGAGCUGAAUGCAGUCGUGGGCUCUUGGAUGUUGACUUUAGAGAAGCAGGGAUGCCAUAACCUUAUAAAAGCUGGAGCAAGUGGCAUUGUGCAAGCGAUGGUGCUUAGCUUCGGAGGGUUCCGGUUCAGCAACCAGCACCUGGAGUUAAACAUUCACCCGAAGUAUCUACAUCGGGAUUACGAUUUCCGUCGUUUGAAUUACGGUAAUAUGACGCAUCUAAACAUUUCGAUUACCGUUCGGGACGAUAACAAAGCGGUUCUGCACGUGGCAUUGGAUCGAUCGGAUCGCAACUAUUACGCCUGCGAUGCUGGCUGCUUGGAUGAUCCGGUGCAGUUACGCCAGUCGCGGGCUAUAUUCCCUGUGAAGCUUACCGAACCGGUCACGUCCAUACUGUACAUAACGUCAGACAAGAAGCACAUGGAAGAUCUCCGACAUGCAAUCCAUGUUAAGGAGGUUGUGGAAGCACCGGCUCACGAGCAUCAUGUGAUUGCGCUUCAUCGACACGGCCACCAUUUGGGUGGAUUGCCGACGCUGUUUUGGGUUUCCAUAUGUGUCAUCAUCAUCGUGUUUCACGUGUUCCUCUGCAAGCUCAUAGUGAAGGAAUACUGUGAACCGCCGGACAAGAUGAGGUAUCGCUACAGCAAACCUUGA
Anopheles marshallii is the source of this 1878-nucleotide messenger RNA. RefSeq lists its product as uncharacterized. The record is from RefSeq and is a predicted model, not a curated record. The transcript is spliced from 2 exons. Lineage: Eukaryota; Metazoa; Arthropoda; Insecta; Diptera; Culicidae. The coding region runs from base 1 to 1878 and encodes 625 amino acids.